Molecule: messenger RNA, 2132 nt
Organism: Athene cunicularia (burrowing owl)
Lineage: Eukaryota; Metazoa; Chordata; Aves; Strigiformes; Strigidae
Gene: GORASP1
Product: golgi reassembly stacking protein 1
Exons: 8
Coding region: 476-1738 (420 amino acids)
Biological process (GO): Golgi organization
Cellular component (GO): Golgi apparatus
Molecular function (GO): protein binding
Source: RefSeq, a predicted model, not a curated record
UUGAGAUGUUGCAAGUGAUGGCAAUCUUCUUGGCCAGUACUUGUGGUUAGCCAUGCGUUUGUAGCAUACUCUCUUAAGUGUUCCUAUUCUAAUGUGCUGUAAAUUGUGUUUAUGUAAAAAAAUGGCUGUGAUGUAAUUGGGGACUCUCAAUGUGCUUAAGCUAUUAGUAGCAUGGAAGAAGUUUCUGAAGCAGCAUUUUGAAAACAGCCUUUCUCCAGAGCCUUAAGUAUUUAAUAAUUCCAUGCUGUGCCUUCUGAAUAACAAUACUUGUGUCUUGUAUGGGGUUCAUAACCUGUAUUUUACAGCUUAAUUUGGAUACCUGUUGUUCAUAGUUUUAUAAAAAUAAGUUCACAGUUGCGGGCUGCUUCCCUAGGCCCGUCAUUUGGUAUCUCAUCUCGGGUUCCACACAAAAGUAAAUAUUGAAUCAAGUGUAAAGAUUAACACUGUCAAUCACUUAAUAUAUAACUAGAGAUCAAUGUAUAAUAAAAAUAAAAUGUAUGUUUUGCAGGUUCAGGAAAACUCCCCAGCUCAACAAGGAGGACUGGAACCUUUCUUUGAUUUCAUCAUUGCCAUAGGACACACUAGGCUUAAUAAAGAAAACAAUAUGUUGAAAGAUCUGCUGAAGGCAAAUGCUGAAAAAGCAGUGAAGCUUGAGGUGUAUAAUAUCAAAACAAUGAAAAUAAGAGAGGUGGAGGUGAUCCCCAGUAACAUGUGGGGAGGACAAGGUCUUCUUGGAGCCAGCGUGAGGUUUUGCAGUUUCCAGGGAGCCAAUGAACACGUGUGGCAUGUUUUGGAUGUUGAACCUGCGUCUCCUGCAGCUCUCGCUGGUCUCCAGCCGUACACUGACUACAUAGUUGGAUCUGAUCAGAUUCUUCAGGAGUCAGAGGAUUUCUUUUCAUUGAUUGAAUCCCAUGAGGGGAAGCCGCUGAAGCUGAUGGUUUAUAGCACUGAAGCAGAUUCCAUUCGAGAGGUAGUUGUGACUCCCAAUGGAGCUUGGGGUGGAGAAGGAAGUUUAGGAUGUGGUAUUGGAUAUGGCUAUUUGCACAGAAUUCCAACCCAGUCUAUAAUAUCAAAGAAAAAGCCAGAAAGCAAACCACCCUCACCCUUACCAGAAGCUGGAAUUCCUGUAACAUCUACUAAUGGUUACACAGAGACUCCGUUAUUGGCACCCACUUCUGAGAGUGACAACUCUGAAAUAGUUAUGAACUUGGAUCAUUCCACAGAUCAAGAAAUGAGUGGUCAUUCACCAGAAGGCUCCCUUUCUCCUCCUCCCCCUCUCCAGAGAGUUAUGGAUCCAGGAUUUCUAGAUAUGUCUGGUAUUUCAUUUCCUGAACUCACUAACUUAACAAAAGCAUCCAGCAUGUCUUCAUCUUCCUCCUUCAACAUGCCAGCAGCAGAUGUUUUAGAAGGCACUGAAAAGUUAACGUUGAACAAUGACGCUUCUGCUUAUUUUGACAAUGCUCCAGCUUUGGACCCUGAAGAUGUAACUAUGUAUUCUGAAGGCUCAGUCAAGCAGCCCGAGUUGGACAACCUACUCCCUUCAGUUCCAUCGUUACCUUCUUUUGCUUUUCCUAAUGAAAUUUCUUCAGAAACAACACUAGGAACUGAUCUGGAUAACCAAGAAACAAAGCUGCUCUUAAACAGUAUUGAGAGCUCGUUAACCACUACUCUGGUGAAAGCAGAUGAUGAAGCAGCAUGUGAACAGAAAGAAGAAGCAGCUGCACAAGAUCAUGAGUGAAGUGAUGCUGCUUUUGUUUACAGACUGUCAUAUGCUGUAAUACUACAGCUUGGAAUAUUUUUCUGAUCUUGAAAGAAUUAGUUAUUCUAUUUUGUUAGCGUAGACAGUAUUCUAAAAGAAAUCACAUGAAAUACAUAUCCUAUUGUUUUUUCCAGUCAUUGUUUAAUGGAUUGAUCUGUGUUCAAACUUUGAAUGCUGUACAAAAAUCACCAAAUUAAUGGAGAAAUUAAUGCAGAAGCAAGUUGGAGACUGGCUAGAUGUCAAAUUCCUGAAUUUGUAUUUGCUUACAAAUGUUCUUGAAUGUAUUUAUGAAGGCACUCUGCCCGAACAGUGACACUUGGUGAUGAUUUUAUCAGGGUGAUUAAUGGCAUUAAAAAAAUAUUUAUGGUUUUGA